AUGGAAUUGCAUACGGUGUACAAUUUAAAUCCGGGUCCGGACGUUACACAGCAACAGCGAGACGCGAGGUGAUUCUAUCAGCGGGCGCGAUACAAUCGCCACAAAUAUUGAUGCUGUCUGGAAUCGGUCCGAAGGAUCAUUUAAAGGAAAUGAAUAUCAGCGUGGUCCUCGAUGCUCCCGGCGUCGGGAGGAAUCUCCAGGAUCACGUAGCCGUCGGUGGACUCAGUUAUUUAGUGACCAAACCGGCGAACUAUACAGCUGCCGAGCCUUUCACGUUCAAUCUGGUGAAAUCGGUGAACGCUCACGCGCUCAGACAAUUCGCUAUGAAUCACACCGGGGUGAUGUACUCGUUCACCGUUGCCGAGGGAAUGGCUUUUAUCAAUACUAAAUACGCGAAUAAAUCGGAGGACUAUCCGGAUGUACAAUUUUUCCUAUCGACUGUGGCUGAUAGUACGGACGGCGGUCUGUUUGGUAAAAGGGACUGCAAUAUUAGGGACGAGUUUUACGCUGCAAUGAACGAAAAUAUUCUGUUCGUCGACGCGUACUCGAUAAUCCCGUUGGUACUCAGACCGCGGAGCAGGGGAUAUAUUAAAUUGAACUCGACGAGGCCUGAUCAACAUCCGAUCNAUCGAUAA
Ceratina calcarata is the source of this 635-nucleotide messenger RNA. Its product is annotated as oxygen-dependent choline dehydrogenase-like. The transcript has 2 exons. The annotation marks the transcript as partial. Gene Ontology annotation, molecular function: flavin adenine dinucleotide binding; oxidoreductase activity, acting on CH-OH group of donors. The record is from RefSeq and is a predicted model, not a curated record. NCBI's taxonomy places the organism in Eukaryota, Metazoa, Arthropoda, Insecta, Hymenoptera, Apidae.